AUGAAGUUAGGAUUUUCUAAGUGGUACGGAACGUGUCCUCCAAUAGAGGACAAACCGAACUGGUUUGCAUUAUUAAGCCGUCCACAGGAGCCCGGUCCAGCGUUCAUCUUGAAUGAAUACAGACAAGCGUAUUGUCUAAAUUCCCCAUUGUUAUGGGAUAAAUCUUCAGAGACGUCCUUUGCACAUGUAGUGCCUGAAUGCCUCUUGACGCCGACGUUCCUUUCAUUCAUGGCGCGAUUGGAAGACGGCCCAAAACAACGUUUGAACGCCAUCCUCCUGGCCAUUUUGCAAGCAGGCAUUGACGCCAAGAUCGAAAGUAUAGUGUGGUGGAAGUGGAGGUUUUGGGGGAGGGUUCAUCGGGGACCAGCACUAUCUAAGGCAUUUCCCACUGUGCUUCCCGCCCCCCUCUCCGCGCCAAGUCCCCUGACACUCUCUGCGCUGGUGGAACCCGCCGUCGUCCUGGGCGUGGGGACGCUGGCUGCGGCCGUGGCCUUCCUCGUGGAGGUGGCGCUGCGCAUGCGAGCCAACGGUCUGCUUCAAGCCUUUUUAGCAAUUGAGCGCAUUUUCUUUCCUGCCCUGUUGCCAUCCUCUGGCUCAAGACCCUCUGGGCAGCCCAUCUGGGGCAGACCCUUCUGGGCAGACCCUUCUGGCGACACCCUCUGGGCACGACCCAAUCUGGGCAGACGCUCUUGGGCAGACGCCUAUCUGGGCAGGACCCUGCUGGGCAGCGACCGCUCUGGGCAGACCCUACUGGCAGACCCUCUGGGCAGACGCCGUGCUGGGCAGACAGCUCUGGGCAGACGCUCUGGGCAGACGCUCUGGGAAGACGCUCUGGGCAGACGCUCUGGGCAGACGCUCUGGGCAGACGCUCUGGGUCUCUUCUCGCUGGUGGAGCCCGCCGUCGUCCUCGGCGUGGGACGCUGGAUGCGGUCGUGGCCUUCCUCGUGGAGGUGGCGCUGCGCAUGCGAGCGAACGGCUGCUUCGAGCUGA
Molecule: messenger RNA, 990 nt
Organism: Gryllus bimaculatus (two-spotted cricket)
Lineage: Eukaryota; Metazoa; Arthropoda; Insecta; Orthoptera; Gryllidae
Source: the annotation of a GenBank genome assembly